UAAACCCCUCUCUCUCUCUACUCUCUCUCUCUCUACUGUUGGUUCUGUAUUACAGUGGUACAGAUUCACUCCCCUUUUCACAUGUCUCAUGAAAGUGUAUUCAUCCCUCCCUACAUCCAUUUCUUAAUUCGAAACUCACCAAAUCGCUCUUCUUCAUUGUCAAUGUCAUUAACACACCACUAGAACCAAAAAAAAAAACAAAAAAACAUACGAUUCGACUCCCAUUUCCAUUUCCAUUUCCAUUUCCCAAAAUAUGAUUUCAAUUUCCCCCAAAACCCUUUGAUUUCUUCUGCUAAAAACCUCUCUCAGAUCUCUCAAUCAAUCCUCAGAUUGACUUACAUGAGGAUUCCUAACUUAAAUUUUUCUCAGAAAUGUCGUCUUUACACCCAAAGUCCCAUGAUGUCGUCGACUUAGAGUCCGCUACUUCCAUUCCCGCCGCCGCCGGAGAAGAAGGGGAAAACGCCCAAUCCGCCGCAACAGAGAUUAAUGGCGACAAAAACAAGCAUCAUCAGAAAUGCGAAUCCAACUGCUCAGAUUGCUCGGUGGAGAUUUCAUCGAUUUCGGAUCUGCAUUUUGGUGAUAAAAUUAUUAGGGAUUGCCGGAUUUGCCAUCUGAGUAUGGAUUUGAGCAGCCACCAUGAUUCCGGCGGGAUUCCGAUCGAACUCGGCUGUUCUUGCAAAGAAGAUUUGGCUGCUGCCCACAAACAAUGUGCUGAAGCUUGGUUCAAGAUCAAGGGCAACAAAACCUGCGAGAUAUGCGGAUCGAUCGCGCAGAAUGUAUCGGGGGUUGCCGAGACGGAUUCCGUGGAACAGUGGAACGAGAGGAGCGAGGCUGAUGCUGCGUCGACGACAACGACGGUGGCGCCGAGUUCAGAUUCGCGAAACUUCUGGCACGGCCACCGGUUCCUCAACUUUCUGCUGGCCUGUAUGGUUUUUGCGUUCGUUGUCUCGUGGCUUUUUCACUUCAACAUACCCUCGUGAUGCCGCUGGCGGGGCUGUGCCGCCGUUGGCCUGGCGCUCCGGUGAGUGCUCCGGCAAGCGAACUUGGUUGCUGUCUUUCGGGACUCUGCCGGAAGCAUAUGUACGUUAGUUUGUACAAUGUUACCGUUGGAUAUAUAUAUAUAUAUAUAAACAUAUAUGUAUACAACUUUAGUUUCUUCAAGCUAUGUGCUAUGAAGUUGGAUGAAUUGUGGUUGAUUUACUAUUA
Messenger RNA from Andrographis paniculata, 1206 nucleotides. RefSeq lists its product as uncharacterized. Gene Ontology annotation, molecular function: zinc ion binding. The coding region runs from base 372 to 980 and encodes 202 amino acids. The record is from RefSeq and is a predicted model, not a curated record. The transcript is spliced from 2 exons. Lineage: Eukaryota; Viridiplantae; Streptophyta; Magnoliopsida; Lamiales; Acanthaceae.